GUCAUGUGCUCAUGCGCGUUAAAUACCUCAGAAAAAAACUUUACUUCGAUAAGAACGCCAUAAGUCCUAGGCUGGAAGACAAAAGGGAGGUGUUUGUAAUCUAUUAAGUGAGUCUGCUAAUAGGAUUAAAAGCAAUGAAUCUUCAACGACCUACAACAAUCACACUCCAGCGAGCUAACUCUGUGGCAGGUACUUCACAAGUCCAGAACAAUGGAGUCUCAGUGCCAUUCUUCAAAGAGCAUGUAACAGAAACACUAGCAAAACAGAGUGGAGUUUUUAACGUCAGCAGUGAAGUCGUUGUCAAGACAACCAGUCAAGGCUACACUUUCAAGGCUGUUCCAGCUCAAUUAAUUACAGUGCCGAUUGCUAGUGCCAGCUCUCAGAGCAACAUGUCCCCAUUUAAAAAUGAGCCAACAUUACUGCCUAAAAACAUAUCACCAAUGAUAUUAAACACACCUCAGCGUACCAAUGUACAUCUCAUCAACACCAGUCCUAGAACUCCUCAACACAACAUGACCCAUGUGGCAGAUCACGAAGGUCACUAUUCAGGCAAACGACCACAUGAACUGUCUCCACCAGACUUCUCUGAAAGCAAAAAAAGCAGAAAAGGAGAAAAGAGUGGUAAAGGAUUACGUCACUUUUCAAUGAAAGUGUGUGAAAAAGUUCAGAAGAAGGGAACCACAUCUUACAAUGAGGUAGCUGAUGAAUUAGUAACAGAAUUUACAGACCCCCAGAGACAACUUUCUCACAGUGAUCAGUCAUACGAUCAGAAGAACAUCAGAAGAAGAGUUUAUGAUGCCCUGAAUGUUCUGAUGGCUAUGAACAUUAUUUCUAAAGAGAAAAAGGAGAUCAAGUGGCAAGGGUUACCAACCAAUUCAGCUCAAGAGUGUCAAAACCUAGAGAUAGAAAAAAAGAACAGGCUAGAAAGGAUAAAAAUCAAAAAGCAACAGCUGCAAGAUCUCAUACUACAGGUAAAAAUGAAGUUGUCUGGUUUUCAUAAUGUUCAUGAAUACAAUAAAAGCACAGUAAUAGACUGCAGUAUAUCCAAUGAUAAGACAGAAUACCUUUUUACUUUUGAUAACACCUUUGAAAUCCAUGAUGAUAUCGAAGUUUUAAAGAGAAUGGAGCUGGCUUACAAUUUAGAAAAGGGCACAUGCAAUAUUGAAGACCUGGAAAAGGCUAGAAAAUUGGUUCCAAAGGCUUUGGAGUCUUAUGUUAUAGAAAUGUACAGAGGGAAUGAAUACUUUCUUUCUGGAAUGGAUAUGGAUGACAGACUACAUGUUAGCAGAACAGGUACAAGAAGCGAGGCAUCAAGUUCUUCUGAUCCAGCCGAUAUGGAAGUUGCUAUGGCAACAGCUAAAGCACAAGGCCUCUCUAGACAAUCCAGCAUUGGAUCUCCUCUAGAUUUUCCAUCUCGUCCAAACACCAGCACACCCUCUGAGGGCUAUUCUGGUAGUGACUCUGAAGCUUCCAGUCCAGGAGACAGAAAAUGACCAUCAUGCAUACAACAUUAUUGUCAUAAAUAUAUUUUACCAAAGUGCCCUACUAGCCCUGAGUAGCUGCAAGAAUGCCAGUCAUGUGGAUUUAAGACCCUGCAUGCAUUUUAACAGAAAGUAAAACUUUUGUGAUUGGUUAGUUAAGGCUGUUUGUUUAUUUCAAAUGUAACUUUAAAAAAAAAAUCUUACCUUCUUUGUUGACAUCUGACUGAAGGCUUUAUGAUUGUCCAUUCAAAUGUUUGUCUUAAAUCCACUGGACAGUACAAAUGUUCAUGUCAGAAGAUAAAAGUGAGAGACUAUUGUUGCAUCAAGUCUCAGACUUCCAUAUGAAUUUUGGUGUUUUAGAAUGAGUGGCAAAAUUUGGUUUUAUUUGAGUAUGUUAAGUUUUUGUAAAAAUGCAACAACAUUCAACAUUUUGCUAGCUUCGUUGUUUUGUAACUUAGGUUGUCUUGAAUAAUAUGAUACUAGUAAUAGUUGUUCAAAUUGUAUGGAAUAUGUUUUAGUGGAAAGAAAUGUUGAACUGAUUUUAUGGAGAAUGUAUGGAUGUGUUUCUUUUCUCUGAGUAAGACUGAUGGUUUUAGAUAUUGUAUUCUAGCAUUCAUGAUUUAAAAUGUUUAUUGUUAUCAUUUGGGAUGUUUAGUAAUAAAUUCAGUCCUCAUGUUUGCUAUGUUUUUAUGUUAUAAACAAUAACAUUUUAGUAAAUAGUUUAGAUUUCUUUAUACAACUAUGUUUAGACAAGAUUUUAGAUCAUAUUAGAUUUGCAUGGUAUUCAUUGCUAAAUUUAUAAAAAGUUUUCUAAUUAAUUAUAUAGGUAAUGAUGUAUUGCCUGGUUUUGGUGUUUUAUCAUUAAACAGUUUCAAGAUUAAAAAAAUAUUAUAAACACUACAAGAAAAAUGACCGAAAUGAUUAGAAUCUAUAAUUUCUAGUGUGUUCAAAAAGUUGAAGAAGAAUUUUAUUUUUAGUUUGUUAUAAUAAUCAAAAGGUUGUUUACAUAAAAACUGUAGGAAAACAAUAAUUUAGACUAGUUUUAAGAUUUCGUCUCUUUCAAAGUAAUUUACUUAGGUUCAAAAUUUGAUUCUUAAUGAUUUACAGUUGUAAAUAAUAACAUAGAUUGAUUAAUUACACAGCAGUUGUUAAAUCAUUUUGUAUCUUAAAACCUUAUAGCAUUUACUGGAUUGUUCUGUGAAAUAUUAACUGAAAAAUAUAAAUAACCUUAUUAUCCAGAAUGUGUAGUGCAAUUAGAACUAGAUAUAACUGGAGUACAUUAAGGGUAUACAUAGUGUAUGAAUAUGUGGAAAUUACAUGAGAUUGGGGGUGUUACAUAAUUAAGAACAUGUAGUGUAUUCGUCAUUCCUUUCAGAACUAGAAUAUUUGUAUAUCUGAGAAUAGAAUGGUAUAAAACAGAUGUCAGUACUGAAGUAUAUAAUCAACAUUACAGCCAUCAGAACUGAAAACUUUUGUGUAUGCUGUACAACAGUAAGGUUUGUAUAGUUGUUAGUUUGGAAAUGGAAUAGUAUAUGAGCCAGAAUUAUAGGGUUUUAGAGGCAGUAUACACGUUAAUCUGCAAAAUGGUGUCAUUGAUUAUCUGAUCUAAGAUGAUGUGCAAAUCCUAAGAAUUAUCACAAAUAUCCAAAGGGUUAUGAUUUGAUAGUUUAUUACAUAUUGGUAGUAACUUAAAUGUGAGGAUUGAAGUUUGAUUGUUUAAAAGCACAUUUGUCUGAGCCAUAAAUGUACUUUUCAAAAAAGGGAUAAGUAGAUAAUAUAGAGGUAGGGUAUCAGACGUUGAUUGUGCCAUAUGCAUGCAUACUGUUGAUAAACUUGGUAAUCCAAUAUGCUCAAUUUAAUUGGUCAAGGAUGCAUAUUGAAAUAGACACAUUAAAAAUUUAUACUGUUGUAAUGUAAGCUGCAUAUGAGUGGUUGAAUAUUAUUUGUGAAUCCUCUAGACCACACUUUGAUAGCAGUGAAAAAUUAAUAAUGUUUAUAACCUCAUAUGUGUUGCUUGUAAUCAUUUUUCUACUAAAAUACUUCACUUGUAAUUGAAGUGAAAGAUACGAGACAGUGGGUGGAACAGCCUAGUCAGUAAUAAAAAAUUAAAAUAUGAAAACAGUCAUUUGGACAUUUUGUUUUAAAAUUAUUUUACUUUACUGUGUUUUGCUUUGUUCUUUAUGUUUAGAAGAAACAUAAAAAAACUCAAAUCAAAACUUCAAAUAUUCAUGUUUUCCCCUUGUUUUUAACUGAGAAACUAUAAAGCAUUUAAGAUUUUUAUUUAACCAGUCUCCUUUUAAAAAGGAAUAGCCUGCUACAUGUACCUGACAUAAUCUUUUUAAGCACCUCUGCAUAAAGCUUAACUGGUUUAUACUUUACUCAGAAUGAUAUAUCAGGCCUUCAGUGAAAUUCAUACCCGUGAUCUUCUUUUUUAUUGUCUACAUACAUUUACAGGUAAUAAUUUUUUUUAUUCUUUAAGUUUACAUUAAGAGAUGAUGUAACUUGUGCAGUUCUAAUGCAUUAUUAACAAAAACUUUAUGAUAGAUUCUAUAAUCCAGGUCAUAAAUAAAACUCUUGGACCAUCCCCUACACAAACUUUACAGGUAACCAAAGUUUUUAUCUGAAGUCCUGUUACUCUACGGGACUUUUUUAAAAUAAAGGUGUAAGUACAAUAAACUUUGAAGGUACUAGCCUUAAGCUUUCUUUAGUGAAAAUAUUUACUGUUUUGAUAAUCUAAUAAAGGAUAAUUUUAGAUUCUUUAUUCUAAACGUUUUAGUAAUUGUUAUUCUCAUCUUAUUAAUGAAACUUUGUUGAUUUGAAUUUACCAAGGAAUGCUUUUAUGUCCAUACUUUUAUAAAAAAGAACCAUUAAAAGAAAAAUUAAUUUCAAUUGCUAUUCUAGAAGUACUUUUUAUUCGAACCCCAUAAACCAGCUGUUACUUUUUGCUACUGAUUUAUUAUAAAUGUUUUCUUGUACUCCACAUUUACUUUAGUGUGUUACUUUAAUGAUGGCUGGCAUAUAUGUAUAAUCCAUAUAUAUGUAUAUGUUUGCAUGUUGAAUAAUAUUCAACAUUAACUAGAGAAAACUACUUUGUGGAUAUAUUGGAAACAAUUUUUAUUUAGUUCUUCAUAGUUGAACAAUUUAUCUUUCCAGGACAAUAUGGCUGAUUAAUUUUAGCAGACAUUUGAUACGCUAACCAUAUUUCUCACGGACUUCGUAUGUCAUUUUAUAGUGGCUUUGAUAACCCAAAGAAGAGAGGAGAAGUCCAUAAAAAAACAAUGUCUGUAUGAUAAACACAUUGUAAAAGAAUACCUGUACAUUUUUUUGUCUCUUGAUAAUUGUGAGACCUGUAAUGAAUGUUCUAUGUUUUAGUGCUAAAUAGAAAGGUUAUCACUGGCAAUAAGAUAGAACUAAUUAUAACUAAAGGACCAAUGGCCACCUUAAUGUUGUGGAAACUGCUGUGAUGACAUGUAUAAUUAGCCUUAUCCAAACUAAAUUUAUAACUUGUAUACACUAAAAAUAUUACCUUACUGAACUGUGAUGCACUCAAGUGACAAGUUGUUGUCUGAAUGGUGUAAAUUCCUUAAAGACCUGUAUAUUGUUUAUUUUUAAAAACCUGUUAUCAUCAAUGCUAGUUUUGUGUAGUUUUGUUCUUUGAAAUCUUUUACUCUGUUGUGACUGUUUCACUAUUGUACAUAAACACAAAACAUGUUCUUUUGCAUCAAUGUGUGAAUUAUUUUGGAAAUUGGUGAGAACAUUUGUGCUUUUAUGUAAGACUGCAUACAAUUUGAAGUAGGUUUGGGAAUGACAGGAUAUUUUUUAUGUAUCACAGCCUUUAUUCAAUCAUUAUCUAAUUAGCAUGUGUCCAUUUGAUUUUUCAGAGGUGCUUCAAUUUACUCCUUUGUAAUUGUUGUAAUUAAGUUAUCCUUUUGGGGUUAAACUUGUAUAGAUCAAUGGUAUAUUCUGUAAAUAGGGCAGUUCUAUGCUUUCCAUUCCUAUAGUUAUUGUUAUAUAUCACAACAGUGUCUGCUCUGCAUAUAUAUGUGAUUGAUCAAAGAUAGACAAUGAAACAUUAAAAUAGUUUAUGAAUUCCAA
Messenger RNA from Limulus polyphemus (Atlantic horseshoe crab), 5576 nucleotides. Its product is annotated as transcription factor Dp-1-like. Bases 135 to 1493 code for a protein of 452 amino acids. Gene Ontology annotation, cellular component: nucleus; transcription regulator complex. Gene Ontology annotation, molecular function: RNA polymerase II transcription regulatory region sequence-specific DNA binding; DNA-binding transcription factor activity, RNA polymerase II-specific. The transcript is spliced from 12 exons. The record is from RefSeq and is a predicted model, not a curated record. Gene Ontology annotation, biological process: regulation of cell cycle; regulation of transcription by RNA polymerase II. NCBI's taxonomy places the organism in Eukaryota, Metazoa, Arthropoda, Merostomata, Xiphosura, Limulidae.